Molecule: messenger RNA, 8983 nt
Organism: Anopheles stephensi (Asian malaria mosquito)
Lineage: Eukaryota; Metazoa; Arthropoda; Insecta; Diptera; Culicidae
Product: hybrid signal transduction histidine kinase L-like
Exons: 3
Coding region: 752-2707 (651 amino acids)
Source: RefSeq, a predicted model, not a curated record
AUUCUGCAACGUACAGUGCCGCCUGCGUGACGUGUGUGAGCCUGUUUGAACCGCUCGAAGUGAACAUUAUCUGUCUAUUAUCGGUGUAAGGUCUCGGUCUCGCUCUGCCCCCAAAGAAGUGUUUGGUGGAUCAACUUGUUGUUUGAACUGUCCCGCAAACCACCGAACGCGCCGCACUUUCGGUAAUCGGUGUGUGUGUGUGUGUGUGUGCGUGUGUGUUUGUGUGUGUGUGUGUUCGCGCACGCACCUUGUGCGUCGAAAACGGAAACUAGCGCGCGUGGGUGUCCGUGUCGGUCGGGGACGAAAGCUCGAACCCGAAAACACCUACGCACAAUACCGGGACACAGCACGGUGGUGGUGCGCCUUCGCCAAACCGGGUGGUGCAGUCCGGACGAUUUAUGCGGACACAAGGACCAGCACAGGUCAGUCAGUUCCCGACGCUCGGCAGGAUCAGACACGGAACGAUCCGGCCCUUCAAUAGUACCCAGGAACAGGUGGUCUAGUGGGAUUUGUCAACCAAAAGAAUAGAAAAAAGCGAGUCGAUUGUGUGUGUUUGUGUGUGUGAAAAAGUGAUAGAAAAAAGACAACAAACUUUAAAGUGCUAAGUGAAGACUAAGACUAGCACUUACAACUUCUGAGUUCCUACGGUGAAACCCAAACCUUGCUCCCGAGAGGAUCGAACAUCAAGCAGCAUCAAGAAGUUGCUACUUUGGGUCAUUAGUUGCAUCCUAAUUUUGCCACGAUCGAAACAAUGAUCAGUAAAAUGGCGCUGACGUGGGCCAUAGCGCUCUGUGGACUGAUGGCGAUGGGAAAGGCUGAGUCGUCACUGUCUGGUAGCAGCAGUAGUAGUAGUGGAAGCAGUGGUAGUAGCAGCAGCAGCAGCAGCAGUAGUAGCAGCUUCCCAGUAUUCGGUACUAAGCGAUACACUCGUUCCAAUCUCCUUCCCUCGAGUGAGUACGGUGGCCAGGGUCUAUCGCUCCCCGUGUACCGUGUGCCAAACUCCCGGUACUAUGAUGCCCCGGUCCAGCCACAGUACUUCCCGUAUGCACCGUAUCAACCACCAUCCAGCAGCGAUUACUACGACGAUGCCGGUUACUACGGAGACACUGGUAAAGGCUACUACUAUAUGCCACAGCCGACCCAGCACCGUCGGUAUCAGCGUAACAACGAGCGGUACACAUCCUACGGACUGCCGACGUAUCGAGGCGAGUACAAACCGACACCUUACUACUACGCACACGGACCCAGCUACAGCUAUUCCGAUGACCACGAGUCAAGCAAUCCGCUCGAUGAUCUGCACGAGGAGAUGCUGCAGGAGGACGAACGAGAGCGUGCGCGCGACUACUAUCCCGUCGGACAGGAGCAAUGGUACGAAAGUCCGUCGCGUCCAGAUUCUGCCUUCCUGCGGAAUUUGAUCAUGUACAACAGCCAGCUGCAGAACUAUGGACGUGGCCGACAGAUGCUUCCGAUGGACAUGUCGAAUGAGGAAGACUUUGAGGAGUACGAUGAUACGGAGCCGGAUUACGAGUACGAUAUUCCGAUUGCCGACAGUCGCCCGAGCUAUGGUAACUUCUUCGGCAAUGGCUAUCGAGCGGAGAGUUUGCCCUCUUUUGGUCCAUCCGGAGCAGGAUCUGCUGGUAGCCGGAAUACGUUUAGCCAACUGAAUAGCUUCCGUAACAGUAUGGCCAAGAAUCAAAUCGACGAGGAUGAUGAGGAAGUGCAGGAACUGAAAUCGCUUAUCCAUCAGCAAAAGAACAGCCAGCGACUACCACCCAUGUUGAUGGACAAGAUGGCUCCUUUUGUGUUGAAGCAGCAACAGUAUCCAACAGCGGCCCACAAACCAUCACAGCACCAACCAUCGCAGUCGUCAUCCCAGCAGCAGCAGCAGCAACAACAGCAGCAGCAGCAGCAGCAGCAAGUACACCAGAGACAAUCGAAACAGCAGUUCCAGCAACUUCAACCACAGCAACAGAUACAGCAGCGUCAAAAGGAGCUACAGCAGCAGCAACUGCAGCAGCAGCAGAAGCAACUGUUGCUUCAGCAACAGCAAGAACUGGAAGCCCAACAGCAGCUUCAGAAGCAGCAGAAGCAACAGCAACUGCUCCGAACACUUUCCUCCGACUAUCAGCCGACGUACGAGACGGACAACUGGCAGAAGGACAGCCCCAGCUACAAUGCGUACGAUUACGAUGCCGACGAGUACGACGAUUCCUGGAGCCAUUGGGAUCGUAAGCGUAACGUACAGCCAAAGAAGGCUACCUUCUCGUCCGCCACCGCCACGACCACCAAAACGACGUCAACCACGACGAAGAAACCGAAGACAGUGGUCAGCACAACUGUAGCUCCUGCGGCAGCGAAAGCUACCACAGCAUCGACGAAGGCGGGCAAUGGACAGAAGGAGGUCGUUCUACCGAGACCCACCAACCCGAGGAACCUGUUCGCCGCGAACUUGAUCCACGCUGUAGAUGAGACGAGGAUGCAGUUGGGCACGCAGAAGGCUGAGGAUGGAUCGAAGCAGAAGGAUCCCAAGUCGAGCAAGAUCUACGAUGCGAUCAGGGCUAUGAUGAACAUGAAACAGGAUCUAGAGGGUGCAGAUCUUCGCCAGCAGCUCGAACAUCAGAAGCAACUCGCCCACAUCCACAAGCGAUUCGUCUCCAACGAGGAAUCGCUCGUACAGCAGCUGGACGGACUGAAGCGAGCGGCUUAAACUCCAGAAUCUACCAGUAUCAACGCACCGAGACAUCGAUGUGCUAAGUGAGUUUUUUGUUUGUUAUUUUUUUAAGUUCGUAAGGAAGACUUUUCUCAUACGAAAAAACCGAUAUCCGUAGCUAGUUUUCAAACCACUGCUCAAAACAGCUAAGUUUUUUCGAAGCAAACACUUGUUUUAAUUUUUACAUAUACUAAGAACAGCAUAGCAUCGAAUCGUAAACACUACUUCUACUACUGUUUUAAAAUUUGGUUCCCAAACGCAUUAUGGAUAGCGAAUGUAGGGGAAGAUAGCAAAAAGAAGACACAAAAAAACAACACAAAAAAGGUUGAGACUGAAAUCUUGUGUAUAUAUAAUAUGGGCGAGUUUAGUAGAACACUAUAUACAGCGGCUGCAAACAGCCAAUUAUACCAUGGUUCGCAAAGCGAGCACCAGGCGGCGCGCGGUGUUGUCCGGAGAUCGGGUGGGAGAUAUAGAUUCUUGUUAUACAUAUUUAUACAUACAGGCCGCAUGUGAUUGAAGCGCGACGGAGAGUGUGUUAAUGGUGGAACCCCAGCAAAAAAAAAUGUACAUUUACUUAAACAAAAAAGUGACCAUACCAUUCCGCGUAACCCUGUGCGAUGGCAAGCAACUGUGUAAGUUGGGAUUAACAGUGCCACCUCUUCACGGGGGCACGGACUGGGAUCGUUACUUUUGGCCGAGACUUGCCCGCUUUAUGUCCAACUUCUUCUCCGGCUCUUCUUAAGUAACUACCCGUCAUACUAAAAGCCAACAUAAUGUCAAUUCACCUUUACUUUUCAAUUUUGCUUAUGUCGCCAAGACACGCCAACAGGGGUUGAAAUUACAUUUACGUUGCUACGUGUGUUUGUAUACCGCAAGAGGAAGAAGCAAAAAAGAAAAAGCUCAAGACACUUAUCGUUUUUGCCGAAAGAAAAAAAGAAGAAGGCAUGACAUUAGAGAAGCAUCAUCACAAAAAACAAGUGUUUUUGGGAUGAUUGAGGAUAAUGAUUUGUUUUCCUUUUCCUAUUACUUUAAAAUGGGAUAAGAUAAGCAACGGCAGUGUUGCAAAAACCUUCCCCGGCAAAAGUGCAAACACUCGUAUAUCAAGCAAAAUGAAAAAAAAACAAUUAAAAAAAUGGCGGCGUGUGGAAUGGUAGCCCCGGAGAAGAUAAACAACCGGUGGAAAAUCAUCCACUGGCAGUUGAACUGAACGUCGUAACACUUUCUAAUGUAAGGAUCUGCAGCAGUAUGUAUAUCGUGUACCGCGGUAAGGGCGCGCACACUUUGGUGGUUGAAAGUCCCUUCCAAAUGGCAGCUAGCGCCCUAAGCAAACACAACAACUCGGAAGCUCCAAAGUUGGCUCCAAACGCACACGCACACGCACAUCCACAACGCGUGUUGGUGGAUUCCCGGUGUGGGGAAGUAGCCGAGCGGGACACAUAAUCGCCCCAAACACGAUCACGAACCCGGUCCAGGCGCCGUAGGUUGGGAUAAAAGUACCGACCGCGUGUACUAACCAAAGGCCGGUUCGUUUCGUUUGCACGAACGAUUAAGCCUUAAGCCUGCUACUGUCACAUCUGGAAACCAAUCGUGUGGAAGUUGUGUAUGUGUGUAUGGGUGUGUGCCAUUGGAACCGUACGAGUGGAGGCUGUAUUAGAUAAUAUAAUCAAAAAUACACAUGGGAAGUAUUGUACGGGCCAGUUCAUGCGGAAACGUGUGCACUCGAAAAAAAAAAUCGGUAUUAGUCACUAAAAACAAACCCAAGACAAACAAAUAACUAACCGGUCUACUUAUCGAUGUUAUAAGCAAACAAAACACACAUACACACGCUCAUAAUGCCAAUACACGAGAAUGCAGAAUAUAAGGCACAAAGCUACCAAAAUAUGUUCUGAUUCCACCUAAAACAAAAAUUGGAAGAUUUAUUUACAAUUUUUAGCAAAACACAUAUUCAAGGUAACGAUAUCAUGUAAAUUGGUAUGUGUCUGUCUGUGUGUGUGUGUGUGUGUGUGUACUGUACUCUCAACACGCAAACACAGUGUACAGAUUGUAAAUAGAAAAGUAGCGCUGGCGGGAGAACUGGAGCACACAUUAUAAAUCGAAUCAAAGAGCUUUCAAAAUCGGUCUCAACAUAAGCUUAGUGUAUCGUAUGUAUUGCAUGCUUGACAUUGCAAAUUUUUCCUCUCACUUUUUCUUUUCAACUCUUGUUUCCUAGUCUUUGUAUUUUUUUGGUACAAUAUUUUGCUCCCUUUUUCUCGAUUUGUUUAAAAAUACUUUUCUUAUUUUAAAAAGUUUUUUAAUGCUUUCUAAGCUUUUGUUUUCCACUAUGCUCUUUCACUAUUCAGCACACUAUGUACAUAUAAAAGCAAAGCAAAAAAAACACAAUACAUACAAGCAAGCCUUAUUCGUCUUGGGUACCUAAUCAACAAUCAGCAAAGUAUCUACAUUACCAAACUAAGCUUAUUGCGCGUGCACUAAUUAAGCAAAGCACACACAUACACACACUGUGUUCCUUCAAGCGAGCCAGCAUUUUUCCCGAUGUGUUUUCCCGCGGCUUUUCACAAUUCUGCACCUUUUGCUGCUUAUGAGAAUUUCUUUCACAUUCACGCACAAAGAAUAAGGCACAAACUGAUUUUGGCAUAACGCGUAAAUCAACAUUACAGAGAACAUGGACUGCAUGUAGCUAUUAAACAAAUCUACUUAAACCAAAAAGAAAAGGGUUUUAAAUACUAUUAGCAACAACCAAACAAUGAAAACCCCCAGCGGCAGCUACUGCAUUCAGGGAGAGGAGGUUCAGAUGCAGUACUUUGGGGACAAUUGAUUAAGGGGAUCAUGAAAAUUGAGGCAAAAAUAAUUAAAGCGCUUUUCCUAUUUUACAAAACAGCUGCUCACUCAUCGCCAGCUUCUCGUCACUCCAAUUUCAUGUAGAAAUAAGGAUCCAUUUUCCACACUAGCUCGAUUUUCUUGUUCCGUCGGCUUUAAUAAUAAUCCAUUUCCUAGUCUUAUUGCCGACCGAUUGCGAUGGGCUUGGGUGGAAUGGAGUAAUUAUAGUUCGCUUUAAGCACGCACAUCAUGCUGUACACGCUACCGAAGGGCGAGGGGAGCUUUUUCAUCCUCACCCCUUCUCCGAACCGGCUUAACUUCCUCACGCUAAUUUUCCAAAACCAGUGAGGGGUUGGUUUUCCAUCGUUGGCUAGCUUUGUGUGCCGGACCGAGCAACUGUGGCCAGAAAUAGUUAGAUCCAAAAAUAGUUUAAUCAGCAAUCGCUUUGAUGCUUUCGGUGGUCGUUGUUCUCCUUUUUGUUUUGUUCUUGUUUGCGGAAAACCCCUUUUUUCCUAAAACAUGCCAUUGACCAGCGCCAAAAAGGUCAUACUGAAUUACACUGGCAGAAUGAAGUACCUAAGCAAAAUUCCCGGUUUUACGUCAAACGCUAAGGAAUCAUGCAACAGAAUAGGGCUAUGGGAGUGCAAAAAUACAUUCCAAUAGUCGAAUACCGCACAUCCGAUGCUGAGCUACAAAUUUUGAGGACUCACACAAGCGCCAAGGGAUAGUAGCGUAAGUGCCAACAGAUGAAUACGUUUCUUUCCUAUUCGUUUCCAUCUCAGGCACAUCAUAAAUAGAAUCAUAACACAAUUAAUUGUGUCGCGACGGCGAAAGUUAGACUGGGUUGAAGAGUUAUUACUCAACAGAAGCCAACAUAACUCACUCACACUUGCACACAACCAAAUAUCGAUCGGUAACGAUCCACGGAGCAUCACCAACACAACCAACACAACCAAAUCAAUCAUGAUGGGAGAAGCGAACACUAGGAAUUCUUCCUCCGGGAAAAAAAAGGUUUCUGGUGAUCGAACACAAUGCCAAAAGCGAGUCCUGGGAAAAUAGAGUUGCUGCACCAAGAGAUGUUUGGCAAACUGCCAACGGAAUCCACUGCUCUGUGCAUUGCGCUGGGGCGAGUCUGCCCGGAAGCUAUCGGGAAGAGUACAUUCACCCCCAGAAAAAGGGAACGCGUAAAAGGGAAUGUACGACUUGCCGACCAGCCUGGGCAACCAGGGCCUGGGACUGGGUUUUGCCGCACCACAUGGACGAGGGAUGACAUACAUGGAACCACAUCCUAUGUACCAUUGAUGAUACCGGCCGGAGCAGUUCUGUUCGAUCACGAUGAACCUAUUUUGUGCGGAGUGCAAGAAAAUGAUCUCCCCAAAAAGGAAGCUUCCCUUGGCGCGUUCCUUAUAAUACGUUCGACAAGAAAAUAAAACAGAAAAACGCAAGGGUUAAAGGGUGAAAUUUUUGGCAAACAUGCAAACCUAAGGGUUGAUCACAAAAUCACGCAACCCCAAAAGCCUGCCGGAUAGCCUUAUCCUUUGGGUUCGCUUUCCUUUUUCGUUAAACAGUAAGAAGAAAACAAAACGAACAAAAAUGGCCAGAUAUCACCAGAAAAGGGAUAAUCGAAAAAGGGGAUACCUUAAUUUCUUUGGGAAUACAAUUUAGGUUUUGUUCGGUUCGUGGAACGAAACACUGUCCACUUGAGACGGGAUGAAAUAAAAGAGUUGAUAACGAGAGAGAGCGAGUGUAUAUGUGAAAGUAAGCUGUAAGUAGAAUGGAUUAGAACAAAAUGGAUUAUAGAAAGCCGAUAGCCGUGUGGAAAAACCAAAGAAAAAAAAAACCCCGCGAAAGGAUCACAUACACAAAUUUGACAAUAAAAAUAUUAAAUCGUUUUUAAAAGAAAACAAUGCAAACUAUUUGUCCGUAGGUAAUAUUGAGCGAGAGAGUGAGUGAGUGAGUGUGUGAGAACAAUGUGAGAGCGAAAAAGAGCUGUUGGUUAUUGAUUUAUCAUGUUCCUGUUCCUUUUCUCGCUUUCCAUACUGCUUCAUUUUAGCGAUAGAAUUGUACAGCUUUAAUAUGUAAAAGCUUUUUUAUAUCAUUUUUCUCCUCAUUUACACCAACUUCAAUAUUUGCCUUUCUGGUGCUUCCUUGUUUUGCAAAAAAACUUUUAAAAAUAGUUCAACUAAUCAAACGCAAACUCAAACGCAACUAAAGCUACAAGAUACUUGAAAUAGUGCCAACUUUUCUAAUCAUCCUUACACAGAGACAGGCAUUUUGCUCGGAAUGCUACAAACGAACGAUGUAAAUCAAAUGGCUGUAAAUGGGGCAAAAGGAAGGGAGAUAGAAUUAACUAGAGAGAGAGAGAGAGAGAGAGAGAGAGAGAGAAAGAGGGAGAGUAUAAGUUCUAUAUUGAUACUUGUAUAUUUUUUGUACUCUUCUGAAGUUCUUGUAAAAGAAUCAAUCUUACAUAAGGCAGCUUUAUCUCAUCUCAAACCGCGUCCUCAGUAAAGCAGAAUAAAAAGGGAUAAUUUGCCGGAGAUGCAAAAUUAUUUUAAAUGCCACCAACAAGAGUCACAAACAUCAGCACAAGAAUACAGAACAUUAUAAUAUGGUAAAAUAAUAAACAAGGAAGAUCACUACAACAGCCACCAUCCCAUAACACAUACAGUACAUGAUGCUAAUAUUCUUCUAGUGUAAAAGUGUCGUCGGUGGGAAAUGAAAAAAAAAACACAUAAAAGUACAGAAAUUAUCCGUAUUUUUUUGUCUAUAUGAUGAGGAAAAAUAUUAUAACAAAAAAAAACAUCUAACAGGAAGCAGAAAAAAAGGGGAAAGAUAAAAGAGAAAAUACUGAGAGCUAAUAUAAUUUUAAAGAAAACAAGAAGAGAGAAGAGAAGAGAAACAAAAUCAUACGUUACAAACCAAACGCAUAACAUAGACAAUGAAAUCUUGUUGGUGAUAGUAUUGAUAACUGCUGCUAUUAAAAAAAAGUAUAACUGAAAACCGAAAAAUUCCAAACCGAAUAACCAAACAUAUAUAGAAAGAGCAAGCAAAAACAUUCCAAAAAAACAGACGAAAAUUACUCACUCUUUUAACACUCAACCGAAGGAAACUGAUAGAAAACUGGUCGAAAAAGAAACAGAACAACUUCAACUUCUAAAACAUACGCACAUACAGAAUGCCAUCUUCAACAGAUUAGAGAGAAUGAAAGAAAAAGCGAAAAUGAAAAGAGAAAAACAAACACUACAAAUGUACAUAUCCUCUCUAUGAAAUAACAAACAGAAGAAGAAAAAAAGAAGAAGAAAGCAAAAAAGAAAACACACACACAAACAAUUUACGAUCUUUAUACGUGAGAGCGUGGAAAAACAAAACAAGGUAACUCUCCGAUCAGCAGCUUUGUACAUAGAAUAAAUACAAAAAUAUAUACAUAUACAUAUAUAUAUAUAUUAUAUACAUACA